Messenger RNA from Gambusia affinis (western mosquitofish), 3120 nucleotides. Its product is annotated as sialoadhesin-like. NCBI's taxonomy places the organism in Eukaryota, Metazoa, Chordata, Actinopteri, Cyprinodontiformes, Poeciliidae. The transcript has 9 exons. The coding region runs from base 27 to 1634 and encodes 535 amino acids. The record is from RefSeq and is a predicted model, not a curated record.
GAUAAAUGUGCACAUGUAUGUGACGCAUGGGCUUGAUAAAAGUGGAAUGGAAACUAGACAAGUCAUUUGUCACGGGAAUGAAAAAGCAGCUGCAGUCUGCAUGCCCAUCGUAUUUCUUUCAUUUACCAUUCACCCAUGAAGAUAAGAUGAGUGCCUCCAAAUGGCUUAUCUUUUUUGCAUGCAUUAAUUUGAAAGAGUUUGAAAGUGAAGCCUCAUCUUGGACGUCCACAUCUCCACCCUCAGUUAAAGGGCUCAUCGACUCAUGUGUUGUGAUCCCCUGCUCUUUUAACUAUCCCGAUGAAGGAAAUAAAUAUGAAUUCACUGGGAUUUGGAACAAUCUAAAUGGCGUAAUUUUUCACUCAGGCUCUGGACAGAUGUCAGAGCAGUAUCAGAAUCGCGUUGAGCUUGUUGGGGAGCUGAAAGGAAAGAACUGCUCUCUGAAGAUCGACCCCCUUCAAAUAAGCGACGUGGGGCCUUUUAAUUUUAGAAUAGAAAUUAAGAACUACGACAGCUAUUCCUACGAAAACAGUAUCGCCAUUUCAGUUCUAAGUGAGCCAAAUCCUCUCCAAUUCUCGGUGGAAGAGGACAUUAAGGAGGGACAAAAUGUGUCUGCAGUCUGCUCUGUGUCUCACUCCUGCCCUGCCUCUCCUCCUGACUUCAAGUGGAGUCACCUCGGAGAGGAGAUUCGUCAGUCUCAACAGCUUGGCAAUGCAGAGUGGAACACAACAUCUAUUCUGAGCUUUCGGCCGACUCACAUUGACCACAACAAGCCUUUAGAGUGCACUGUAACCUACAAGGGGGGGAUAAGUCAAAAGAAAUCCAAGCUCCUUCAAGUAAAAUAUGCACCAUUGAAUGUGAACGUUGAGUACAAGGUCGACGUAAAGGAGGGAGAAACUGUGGAUCUCACUUGCUCCGGUGAGGCUCACCCUCCUGUCAGUCGCUAUGAGUGGCACAAUGAAACUGGAGCACAGAUCUCUCAGGGAAACCUCUACAUAGUGCCAAAUGUUUCCAGAACAAUAGGAGCAAUGUAUUGUGCUGCUAUCAACGAUGAGGGAAAAAAUGUUUCACGGCCCGUCCAGCUCAAUGUUUUAUAUGCUCCUGAGAUAAAGACUGAAUCAUCAUGCUCAGCAGAGAGCAACUGGGUGAAGUGUGAGUGUAUUGUGGACUCCAAUCCUGCCAGCACCGUCACAUUUAAACAUUCUGACAAAAUUCUGCCUGAAAUUACAAGAGAUAAAAAUGGUUUCUAUACCAUAAAGAUUCUUUGGAAAGACUUUGAGCCUUCCAAGUUUAUGCAGUGUCUGGCAUCUAACAUCGAAGGGAAGGCCAGCCAUACACUCUCUGUACCUCAUGAUGAGAUGAUGCCUUACAUUUUUAUUGCCAGUGGAGCAGCAGGGUUCUUGCUGUUGGUUAUACUUGUAGUGGGAGUUUAUAAGAAAUGCAGGGGGAAACCUAGAGACACUUCGGAAUUAAACAUGAGUACCAUGAUGACAGACAGGCCCCAGGAGUCACCAGAGAAGACCUCAAACAGGAACAAGAUUUGUGAUGAUCCACAUUCUUCUAAUGUUUAUAUGAAUGACGAUAUGUGUGGAAAUGUUGGGACUGACUGGGAUGAUCAAAUAUAUGCCAAUGUCUAAUAAAUAAAGGAAAAGCUGCAGUCUAUCUACCUGUUUGAGGAAAAAUAUUAAUAUUCUGGUGUGUACUUAAUGGUCUAAUUAUAUUUUAAGUUUGUUCUGUGUAAAUAUUUAGAAUGUAUUUCCUUUAAAUAAAGGAAAUUAAUUCUGCACAUAUUUGGGUUACAUUUAACUCUCAAACAUUUGAGUGCCUCAUAAGACACUGUUGCUUACAGCUAUAACUUUUCAAAAUAAGUCUUGUAAAUGCAUGUAUUAAUAAUGGCUAUUAAGCUGUUGUAAAAGUGUACCUACGUGUAUUUUUAACAUACUGGUUUCAAUAUAUUGUGCAAGUGUUGUUGUUUUUAGAAUUUCCUCUUUUGCUUGGAAGAUUGCAAGCUUCAUAAGUGUAGAUGUGAAACUAAGUUAAAUAGUAUGACUGUUUAAUAAUAAACAAAGAAAGUGUGGUUGUUGAUAGGCAUGUAUUCUUGGUCAAGUGUGGAAAAACCCAUGUGUGUGCAUGUAAGUGUGUUUAGAAUUAACUUAGAAUUAAGUUGCUACGAACCUCUGUGAAAUUUUUCAAAACGUCAACUUCUCUUACUCAAAAAGAAAAGUGAAAAGUUUCAACCUCGUUUUUGCUUUUGGCAUUGCUGUCCAUAUCAGCUGACACAAACUGCAUAUUUUAUUUGUAAAUUCUUCUUUGACAUUGGAAAAUGUUCGACUCAUAAAACAAGAAGCAAUGUGAAGCAGAUAACAGCCACGUGGGAGAAAUAUUUUCCAGGGGAGAUUGUUGUCAAAUCAAGAUGAGGCCUCUUCAUCCUCAUCAUUUUGCAGAGGCUCAGGUGUCUUUCUUCAGUUAUUCUCUUACAAGCAGCAUGUAACUUAUUGCUGGAGGAACUUUAAACAUGGAGGCCACUCUAUGCCAGUGUUAACCAAACAACUCCAGUGCUGUAAAUUGAUCUUUUUCUCCCAAUGUUAUCCUGCAACAAUAAACAAUUAAGAUUGAAGCAAAGGAUCAGUAAUGUUUGUUGCCUGGUAUUUUUCUAAAUUAGUGUGACUAUGCCUUUACUGCAGCAUGAUGAUACUAGACUGCUUAAAAUGAAAGAUAAAGUGUGAGGCUUGGUUUAACCUGAAUUGUUAUUUCUGUAAAUCUCUUUUCAUGUGGCGCUGCUGCCGGAACACCAGAGCAUGCUUUGUUACUGUUGCACAAAGAUGAAGAUCACCAUUUAAAAGUUAGCCAUGCAUAAAUAUGUGAUAUGUUAUGUGAUUCAAAAUAAUGUAAAACGCCAAAGAUAAUGGCAAAGUAAUUUUUAUUUUACUUCCCCUUUUUUCUUCUUGUCAGUGCAGUUGACAAACUACUUAAAUAGUAGGCCGACCGUUCCUCUGUUCAAUGACAUCCAUAUAAAUACGGACUGUGGGAGAAUCACAGUGCUGGUUCUUCUUGACUUCAGUGCAGCUUUUGACACUGUUGACCAUGACAUAUUACUGAAUCGACUGGAGAGUUGGGUCAGAC